Phytophthora nicotianae INRA-310 is the source of this 1374-nucleotide messenger RNA. RefSeq lists its product as hypothetical. The coding region runs from base 1 to 1374 and encodes 457 amino acids. The transcript has a single exon. Gene Ontology annotation, biological process: cilium assembly. The record is from RefSeq and is a predicted model, not a curated record. NCBI's taxonomy places the organism in Eukaryota, Oomycota, Peronosporomycetes, Peronosporales, Peronosporaceae. Gene Ontology annotation, cellular component: intraciliary transport particle B; cilium; centrosome.
AUGUCGUUCCGCGAGCUGCGAAAUCUGACGGAGAUGAUGCGAUCCCUGGGUUAUCCUCGCCCCAUUUCGAUGGAGAACUUCCGCACGCCAAACUUCGAGUUGGUAUCGGAUCUGCUUUACUGGAUGGUGAAGAAAUACGAUCCAAGUUCCAGUAUCACCGAAGAAAUCGACACAGAGGACGACCGAGUUGAGUUUUUAACACAGGUGGCCACCGAAGUGCUGGCUAAAGCUCGUAUCCGUCUUAACCCGAAGAAGCUGUACGCAGCCGAUGGUUUCGCUGUCAAGGAGCUGAUCAAACUUGCACGUGUAUUGUAUGAGGCUUCACGGAUCGAUCUGGCUGCUCAACAGGAACCUGACGACGACGACGACGAAGUAUCGAUCAAGUCUUUGCUAGGGUCACGCGUAAAAGACCCCAAGGCCACACGUCAACUCGCAUCGGACAUCACACAGUCCGGCGCCAAACUCUACGACCUCCUGGAGACAGAACUCGACGUCCGAGACGCAAGACAACAAGCAAUCCGCUUCUUGGAUGCACUCUCCACUAAGCACGAAAACUCGAGCGAACAAAAGUUCCUUGAGCGAAGUAUCCAAGACAUCUUGGUCAGUCUACAAGAGAAUGUCGAGUUAACCGAGCGCCAAGUGGUAGAGCUGGAUGCUGAAGAGAAAGCUCUGGCAGCGAAGAUCAAGAAGGCGCAGACAGAUCUCGAACGUAGUGAGAAACGACUCAAGAGUUUGCAACACGUUCGUCCGGCGUUUAUGGACGAGUACGAGAAGCUCGAGAAGGAGCUGGAACGUCAAUAUGCCAUCUAUUGUGAACGGUUCCGCAACCUUGACUACUUGCAACGAGAGCUGGAUCUACACAAUAGUCGCGAGAUGAAGAAACUUGCUGAGAACGAUAGAUCGCUCAAGAAAUUACAGAAGAAAUUCCGUGAUGAUGAGUUGGCCAUUUUGCGAGGUGAACAGGAAGAUCAGAUUGAGAACUCGAUGCUGGAUGUGAUGGAGAGCAACAACAAUAGCAGACAUAGCGGAGGGAAAACACGUCAAGCGAGUGUCUCGGGGAGCAACCAAAAAGGUCGCGGGGCUGUGAAGAAGAGAGCCGGCUCUGAUGAGGACAGCAGCUCCGAAGGAAUCAGUGGCAGUGGCAGUGGGAGCAGCGAUGAGGACGACUCAAGUGACGAAAGUGAUGUACGUCUUCCAAGCGGGGGAAACGCUCAUGAUGGAUCGGACUCGGAUCAGGUCUCGCUUGCAGACUCUGGAGAACUUAUUGACAAUGAUGAUGACUCAGGGUCUGAAGCAGGGUCUGGGUCUGGAUCUGGUUCAGGAUCGGGAGCUUCGGGUUCGGAAACUAAUUCGGAUUCUGAUCAAGAUUUCUGA